GCACUGAGACCUCCACUAAUCUGCACCAAAAGCUGCAUUAUCAUGUAUUAGGAACUAACCAGUCAGAGGAUGUCCUGUGUGCUGAAUUUCCUGAUGAACCAAAGUGGAUGGGUGGAGCUGAGGUGUCAGAUGAUGGUCGAUAUGUCUUGCUGUCUAUCAGAGAAGGCUGUGAUCCAGUGAACAGACUGUGGUAUUGUGAUCUACAGAAAGAGGCUCAGGGUAUAUCAGGAAUUCUUCAAUGGGUGAAACUGAUAGAUAACUUUGAGGCUGAGUAUGAGUAUGUCACGAAUGAAGGAACUGUGUUCACUUUCAAGACAAACCGCCACUCUCCAAAUUACCGGUUAAUCAACAUUGACUUCAGCGACCCAGACGAAUCCAAAUGGAAAGUUCUUGUCCCUGAACAUGAAAGGGAUGUUCUAGAGUGGGUUGCUUGUGUGAGGUCCAAUUUCCUGGUUUUGUGCUACCUGCAUGAUGUGAAGAAUAUCCUGCAACUCCAUGACCUAGCCACUGGUGCACAUCUCAAGACUUUCCCCCUAGAGGUUGGCAGUAUUGUGGGAUAUAGUGGCCAAAAGAAGGACACCGAAAUAUUCUAUCAGUUCACUUCCUUUUUAUCUCCAGGUAUUAUAUAUCACUGUGAUCUGACCAAAGAGGAACUGGAGCCAAGAGUUUUCCGAGAGGUGACUGUGAAAGGAUUUGAUCCUUCGGUUUACCAAACAAUUCAG
Molecule: messenger RNA, 722 nt
Organism: Acanthisitta chloris (rifleman)
Lineage: Eukaryota; Metazoa; Chordata; Aves; Passeriformes; Acanthisittidae
Product: prolyl endopeptidase-like
Exons: 5
Cellular component (GO): cytosol
Molecular function (GO): serine-type endopeptidase activity; oligopeptidase activity
Source: RefSeq, a predicted model, not a curated record